AAUCAAUUGAAAUAAUUAACAACAGAAACAAAUAAAAAAAAGUUUGAUCGAUCAAACGAAAGCCGUUGGAUCAUUCAUCCGAAAGGAAGAAGAAUUAUAACUGGAUCACACCCAAAAAAAAAUUUUUUUUGUUCUCAAGUCAACAAAGAACAACGAAAAAAAAUAGGUCCGAAGAACUUUGAAUGUUGUUGUUAUCAUCAUCAUCAUCACCAUCAUCAUCAUCGUCCUCAUCGUUGUAAUCGCAUUUCCUCAUCUGGACCUGCAAUCCCCGAAAGGUCGAGUCUUUUUGGUUAGAUUGUUCUGGGUCUCGCGUGAUUAAGGGAAGAAGAAGAGAAAAUUAGGAACUUUUCUCGAUUUUCUCAGAUGAUGAAGAGAAUCUAAGUUGGGGUGUUAAAAAAUUAAAGAACUAUGUGGAAACAGAUUCUAAGUAAGCUCCCAAACAAAAAGUCUUCAAAGAACGAACACCAUCACCGUGGACGUGAGCACGGUGGCCAUUCUUCUUCAUCAUCAUCAUCUCAUGCUUCUACUUCCAAAAGCAGUGACAAUGGCGUCGGGAAAACAAAGCAUUCACAGACAAAAGAGAGAUCCACUGCUUCUUCUGAUGUGAAUCCAAAGAGCAGUGCUAACAACAACAACAACAACAACGGAGUCUUCACUCCUUAUGAAGCAUUACCAAGUUUCAAAGACGUCCCCAACACCGAAAAACAAACCCUUUUCAUAAAGAAGCUAAACCUAUGCCGUGUAGUCUUUGACUUCACAGAUCCCACAAAGAACAUCAAGGAGAAAGACAUCAAGAGACAGACACUCCUCGAGCUUGUGGACUACGUCAACUCCGCCAACGGAAAGUUCAGCGAAGGGAGCGUUCAAGAAGUCGUCCGAAUGGUCUCUGCCAACAUAUUCAGAACGCUGAACCCUCAGCCGCGCGAGAACAAAGUCAUCGACGCAUUAGACCUCGAGGAGGAAGAGCCUUCCAUGGACCUCGCCUGGCCUCACUUGCAGCUAGUGUACGAGCUUUUCUUGAGGUUCGUCGCUUCACCCGAGACAGACACCAAGCUCGCCAAGCGUUACAUAGACCAAUCCUUCGUCCUCCGGUUACUAGACCUAUUCGACUCCGAGGAUCCUAGAGAGAGGGACUGCUUAAAAACAAUCCUCCACCGGAUCUACGGUAAAUUCAUGGUCCACCGUCCUUUCAUCAGGAAGUCCAUAAACCACAUCUUCUACAGGUUUGUAUUCGAGACGGAGAAACACAACGGGAUCGCUGAGUUUCUCGAGAUCUUGGGAAGUAUCAUCAACGGAUUCGCUCUUCCGUUGAAAGAAGAGCACAAAGUGUUUCUGGUUCGGGUUUUGAUACCUCUCCACAAACCCAAAUGCUUGCAGAUGUAUCACCAGCAGUUGUCUUAUUGCAUCACGCAGUUUGUGGAAAAGGAUUGCAAACUCGCUGAUACGGUUAUAAGAGGGUUGCUGAAGUACUGGCCCGUGACGAAUAGUUCUAAAGAGGUUAUGUUUUUGAAUGAGUUGGAGGAAGUGCUGGAAGCAACUCAGCCACCGGAGUUCCAGCGGUGCAUGGUGCCGCUGUUUCGCCGGAUUGCUCGGUGUUUGAACAGUCUGCAUUUUCAGGUUGCAGAGAGAGCUUUAUUCUUAUGGAACAACAAUCACAUAGAGAAUCUGAUAAUGCAGAGCCGCAAAGUCAUUCUCCCAAUCAUAUUCCCUGCGUUGGAGAGAAACGCACAGAAACACUGGAACCAAGCUGUUCACAGCUUGACACUAAACGUGAGAAAGAUAUUCCAAGACCUUGACCCUGAGUGGUUCAAGGAAUGCCUUGCUAAGUUCAAAGAAGAUGAAUCAAAGGAAGGUGAGACCAAGGCCAAACGUGAAGCCACUUGGAAACGGUUGGAAGAAGCUGGGAUGCGAAAGGGUAAAUGAGGUUAGAGCUCUGUAGAGAAAGCAAAAGGAGAGAGCUUUCGCAUCUUCAAUUGGCACGUGGCAUAUGUAUGUAUGUGUCUCCAUAUACUUCUGAUACUAUAACUCAGGACAAGCAUUGAAGAAAUGUUUCAAUAUUUGGUCUCUUCUUCCGAGUUCCCAUUAUUAUUAUUAUUAUUAUUUUUUCAUGUUUCCUGUAAAAUCUUAUUGUUAAUGUUUUUUGUUGCUACACUGUCUAUGAUCCUCGUUCUUGACACUUCA
This is a messenger RNA of Brassica napus (rape), 2181 nucleotides long. Its product is annotated as serine/threonine protein phosphatase 2A 59 kDa regulatory subunit B' eta isoform-like. Gene Ontology annotation, biological process: signal transduction. The record is from RefSeq and is a predicted model, not a curated record. Bases 409 to 1923 code for a protein of 504 amino acids. Gene Ontology annotation, molecular function: protein phosphatase regulator activity. The transcript is spliced from 4 exons. NCBI's taxonomy places the organism in Eukaryota, Viridiplantae, Streptophyta, Magnoliopsida, Brassicales, Brassicaceae. Gene Ontology annotation, cellular component: protein phosphatase type 2A complex.